UCGCACUGACAGCACAUGAAGUUCAGGCCGGCGACGUGCUUCACAGCAGCUUUUCCUCCUAUUCAGUCCUGGAGUUCAUAGGGGAAGGCGCCUUUGGAAAAACCGCUGCAGCGAUGAAUCUCAGGACUAAAGAGAAUGUGGCUAUUAAAAUCCUGAAGAACAAAGAGUCCACCCAGGACACUGAGCAUGAGGUUUCCAUGUUGAGGCUCAUCGGUGACCUGGAUUGUGAUCGCAACAACAUGGUCAAGUUCCACGAGCAAUUUGUGCACAUGGAACAKAACUGUUUGGUCUUUGAGAGGCUGCACAUGAGUCUCUAUGACCUGUUAAAGCAGGGAGACUGGAAGUACCUUCCUCUACACCAGAUCCGCCCAGUUGCCAAGCAGCUCUUGGUGACCCUGGACGCCCUGAAGKGUAUUGGUGUCCUGCAUGCGGACAUCAAACCAGACAACAUUAUGUUUGUCAACUUGCAGGAUCAGCCACUCAGGGUUAAACUGAUUGAUUUUGGCUGCGCCAUGAUGACGUCCCAAAUCGAGCUGGGGAUGUACAUCCAGCCGCAUGGGUACAGGGCUCCAGAAAUCUCACUCGGCCUUCCGUUCACCGAGGCCGUCGAUGUGUGGGGGGUCGGGUGCGUACUGGCCUUCCUSUACAUGACUGAAAACCUGUUCUCUGUUGGCUGUGAAUAUCAAAUGAUGAAGGGCAUGGUUACAGUGCUGGGCCAGCCGGAGGACCGCCUGCUCCGUGACGGCAAGUACAGCCGGUUUUUCUUCACUGAAGAGCAGGGUGCAGACAGUUCAUCAUGGAGACUGAUGACCGCAGAAGAAUUCACAGCUGUUAACAACAGGGAAACAUUGGAGCGCCCGAGCUCUCUGAGCUCUCUGAACGACCUGAUUCAUUUCCAUCCAAAGUUGGAGGCUGCUGAGAUGAAAGACCGCAUGGCCUUUGUCUCUCUGUUAGAGGGGAUGCUGCAUGUUGACAGGGAUCAGAGGAUCUCUUCUAGUCAAGCUCUGCAGCAUCCGUUUAUCACCAUGAGCCACCUGAGAGAGGAUGUCAACAGUAGAGACUAUCUGACCACCUCCCAAGAGUCAAUGAAGGUUUGCUCAAAUGAGGACAGUGUCCACUGUGCAACUUCAGACAGCAGCCACUCUGACACCAUGGACAAAGACUCCUGGAAUUCUGUGGAGGCUCUGGAUUCUGUGGAGGCUCUAGACUCCACAAGUGUCCCCAAGUUAUCCACUGGAGACAAAUACACCAGUGCAGAAGUCUCCUGGGAUUCUGUGGAGGCUCUAGACUCCACAA
Paralichthys olivaceus (Japanese flounder) is the source of this 1296-nucleotide messenger RNA. The record is from RefSeq and is a predicted model, not a curated record. NCBI's taxonomy places the organism in Eukaryota, Metazoa, Chordata, Actinopteri, Pleuronectiformes, Paralichthyidae.